This is a messenger RNA of Nanorana parkeri, 1373 nucleotides long. RefSeq names its product Rh-associated glycoprotein (gene RHAG). The transcript has 10 exons. NCBI's taxonomy places the organism in Eukaryota, Metazoa, Chordata, Amphibia, Anura, Dicroglossidae. The record is from RefSeq and is a predicted model, not a curated record. Gene Ontology annotation, molecular function: ammonium channel activity. Gene Ontology annotation, biological process: ammonium homeostasis; ammonium transmembrane transport. Gene Ontology annotation, cellular component: plasma membrane. Bases 56 to 1348 code for a protein of 430 amino acids.
UCCUUUAUCAGUCUCUUGCAGGACUUGACAAGAACAUAGCCACAGUUCCGCCAUCAUGUCUUUCAACACUAAUAUGAGGUUAAAAUUUCCCAUACUGGCUAUUGGACUUCAGAUCAUCCUAAUUAUUUUAUUUGGGAUAUUUGUGCGAUAUGAAACUGACGACCAUUCAUCAUCUCACAAUGCCACAAACAUUGAUGAAACCUUCAUUCAUCUAUAUCCACUUUUUCAAGAUGUCCACGUGAUGAUCUUUGUGGGCUUUGGCUUCUUGAUGACAUUUUUGAAGAGAUAUAGCUUCAGCAGUGUUGGCAUCAAUUUACUCAUUGCAGCCUUUGGUCUCCAGUGGGGCACUUUAAUGCAAGGCCUAUGGCACUUACACGAUGGAAAAAUUGAGAUUGGUAUCAAAAGCAUGAUUAAUGCCGACUUCAGCACAGCAACUGUUUUAAUCUCCUUUGGAGCCGUUCUGGGGAAAACAAGUCCUGUUCAGAUGUUGAUAAUGGCCGUGUUAGAAAUCUUCAUCUUUGCAUGUAACGAGCAUCUUGUUGGCUUUUUGGGGGCCACUGAUGUUGGAGCAUCCAUGACCAUCCACACGUUCGGAGCUUACUUUGGUUUGGCUGCGUCAGCAGUCCUGUAUCGCUCUGGUCUGAAGAAGGGCCACGAGAAUGAAGGAUCAGUCUAUCACUCAGACCUGUUUGCUAUGAUCGGGACUCUGUUUUUGUGGAUGUUUUGGCCGAGCUUCAAUUCUGCCAUCGCUACCAAUGGAAUAGAACAGGAAAUGGCCAUCAUUAACACCUACUUCUCACUGGCCGCCUGUGUACUGACUGCCUAUGCCUUCUCCAGCUUGGUGGAACACAAAGGAAAGUUUGACAUGGUCCACAUCCAGAAUGCCACCCUGGCCGGAGGUGUUGCUGUGGGUACCUGUGCUGAUAUGAAUAUUGGACCAUUUGGGGCAAUGAUGAUUGGUUUUAUUGCAGGAAUUAUCUCCACGCUUGGAUUCAAGUUCCUAAUGCCAAUUGUCGCUACCAAGCUGAGAAUCCAAGACACUUGCGGUGUGCACAAUUUACAUGGCUUGCCAGGAAUUCUGGGAGGUGUUGCUGGAGUGGUGGCCGUUGCACUGGGAGCCAAGGAAGGUUGCACUCCAUUCAUGCAAGGAGCUGCUUUAGCUGCAACUUUUGGCAUCGCUGUGGUUGGAGGAGUUAUUACAGGGUUUAUACUGAAACUACCUUUCUGGGGACAGCCACCUGACCAGAGCUGCUAUGAUGACACAGUUUACUGGGAAGUUCCUUUAGAAGAAGAAGAACAUGACAUCCACUAUCAAGGGGAUCACGGGAAAAUCAAAGUAGAGGCAUAGAGGGGACAGAUGGCCGGACAAACCU